GUUAAAGCGAGACCCACAUUGAUCCUCCUCUCUCAUCAUAACUCACGCACAUUCUCUGUACCAUCAUCAUAGUGGCCUCUCACAUGUUUCUUUUUCUCCUCUUCCUCCUCUGGGCUUCCCGCUCCGGCGAAUCUUUUCCGUCCGGAGACGGCGUACCAAUGGACACAAGCGAUCUUAACAGAGAGAGUUUUCCGGAAGGAUUCUUGUUCGGAACAGCCACGUCAGCUUAUCAGGUGGAAGGAGAGACCCACCAAGACGGUCGUGGGCCAAGCAUUUGGGAUGCCUUCGUCAAGAUUCCUGGUAAGAUAGCUAACAAUGCCACGGCUGAGUUAACGGUGGACCAAUAUCACCGUUACAAGGAAGAUGUAGAUUUGAUGCAGAACCUCAACUUCGAUGCCUACAGAUUUUCCAUUUCAUGGUCCAGAAUUUUCCCUGAGGGAACCGGCAAAAUCAACUGGAAUGGAGUUGCCUAUUACAACAGAUUGAUCGAUUACUUGAUCCUAAAAGGUAUAAAACCGUAUGCGAAUCUGUACCACUACGAUCUUCCUCUGGCUUUGGAACAAAAAUAUCAAGGCCUGCUUAGUAAACAAGUAGUGGAAGAUUUUGUGGAUUACGCAGAGUUUUGUUUCAAGACAUUUGGAGAUAGAGUGAAGAAUUGGAUGACGUUUAACGAGCCGCGUGUUGUAGCUGCUCUAGGUUAUGAUAACGGCAUUUUUGCUCCGGGUCGAUGCUCUAAAGCAUUUGGAAACUGCACUGAUGGUAACUCCGCGACCGAGCCAUACAUCGUUGCCCAUCACCUUAUCUUGGCACACUCAGCAGCCGUCCAGAGAUACCGCCAAAUUUAUCAGGAGAAACAAAAGGGAAGGAUUGGGAUACUACUGGAUUUUGUUUGGUUCGAGCCGCUUACGAGUAGUGAAGCAGACAAUGACGCUGCUCAAAGAGCAAGAGACUUUCAUGUCGGAUGGUUUAUUCACCCAAUAGUGUAUGGAAAGUACCCAAAUACGAUGCAAAACAUCGUAAAGGAGAGGCUUCCGAAAUUCACCGAGGAAGAGGUGAAAAUGGUGAAAGGUUCCAUAGAUUUCAUUGGAAUAAACCAAUACACGACUUAUUUCAUGUCCGAUCCUAAAAUAUCCACACCACCCAAGGCUUUGGGUUAUCAACAAGAUUGGAACGUCGCUUUUAACUUUGCAAAGAAUGGGACACCAAUUGGUCCAAGGGCACAUUCGGAAUGGUUAUACAAUGUUCCGUGGGGAAUGUACAAGGCAUUGAUGUACAUUAAGGAACAUUAUGGUAACCCAACUAUGAUUCUCUCAGAAAAUGGAAUGGAUGAUCCGGGCAACAUCACUCUAGCGCAAGGACUAAAUGAUACAACGAGAAUAAAUUAUUAUAGAGACUACUUAGCGCAGCUUAAAAAGGCAGUAGACGAGGGAGCCAAUGUAACUGGAUAUUUCGCAUGGUCAUUGCUUGAUAAUUUCGAAUGGUUAUCAGGAUAUACCUCAAGGUUUGGAAUUGUGUACGUGGAUUACAAGGACUUGAAGAGAUACCCCAAGAUGUCUGCGUUAUGGUUCAAACAACUACUGAAACGGGAUCAAAUCUGAGCUCAAUGUGUCUAUGAAUAGAUUAUGAUUGAGUUACAAGUGAUUGUUAUAUAAAGCCUUAAAGGAACUAUAGGGUCGUUUAUCUCCCUUUUGAGCUUUGAUGGAUUGUGAGGUGACUAUGCAUGCGACUGCGUAACUUGUGAACUCUCUGAUCUUUGCUAACAAAAACAAGAAAAAAAACUUGAGAACUC
This is a messenger RNA of Camelina sativa (false flax), 1789 nucleotides long. Its product is annotated as beta-glucosidase 43. Lineage: Eukaryota; Viridiplantae; Streptophyta; Magnoliopsida; Brassicales; Brassicaceae. Gene Ontology annotation, biological process: carbohydrate metabolic process. Gene Ontology annotation, molecular function: beta-glucosidase activity. The record is from RefSeq and is a predicted model, not a curated record.